AUGCCCCUCACGCCGCCUCUGACGACCUUCUCUUUCUCUUCUUUGAUACCCACUUUUUCCUCUCCGGCAGCAAGAACUGUCUGUCAUUUUUCGGCCUCUUUACACUCUUCACCUUCUCCCACCAAAUUUUUCAUCGCCUUCACAGCCGCUCGCACCUACGCGUCCGCGCCCAAGAAGAAAAAGAUGCCUCCCAAGAAGCAAGCCCAGGAGGUGAAGAUCCCGCUCGGCAGGCCAGGAAACAACCUGAAGACCGGUAUCGUUGGCCUAGCAAACGUCGGCAAGUCGACUCUGUUCCAAGCCAUCACCAAGUGCUCGCUUGGUAACCCCGCCAACUUCCCAUAUGCCACCAUCGACCCAGAAGAGUCGCGCGUCAUUGUCCCAGAUGACCGCUUCGACUGGCUGGUAGAGCACUACAAGCCCAAGUCGGUCGUUCCUGCCCACCUGACCAUCUACGAUAUUGCUGGUCUGACGCGCGGUGCCUCCACUGGUGCCGGUCUCGGUAACGCCUUCUUGUCGCACAUCCGCGCCGUCGAUGCCAUCUUCCAAGUAGUCCGAUGCUUCGACGACGCCGAGAUCAUCCACGUUGAGGGCGACGUUGACCCGAUCCGUGACUUGGACAUCAUCGCCGAGGAGCUGCGCUUGAAAGACAUUGAAUUCACUGAGAAGGCACUUGUUGCUCUUCAGAAGGAGACAAGGAGAGGCGGUCAGAGUUUGGAAAUGAAGAAGCUCAAGGAGGAGCAAGCCACAGUCGAGAAGGUCCUCCAGAUGCUCCAGGACGGCAAGGAUGUCCGGAAGGGCAACUGGUCACCCAAGGAGGUCGAGCACAUCAACCCUCUUUUCCUCCUCUCAGCUAAGCCCGUCGUAACUCUCGUCAACUUGAGCGAGAAGGACUACAUCCGCAAGAAGAACAAGCAUCUACCUAAGAUUGCCGAAUGGGUCAAGACCAACGCCCCUGGUGACCCAAUCAUUCCCAUCUCAGUACAACUCGAGGAGCGCCUCGCUGUUAUGUCUGACGCGGAGGCUGCCGAAGAGCUCAAGACCCUUGAGACCACGUCGGCGCUGCCCAAGGCCAUCCAGACCAUGCGCAAAGCUCUUCAACUUGGUAGCUUUUUCACCACUGGUACCGAUGAAGUCCGACAAUGGACGAUUAGGACUGGCACCAAGGCGCCACAAGCUGCUGGUGUCAUCCACGGUGACUUCGAGAAGACCUUCAUCCAGGCUAUCGUAUACAACUACAACGCACUGAGGGAAGAAGGAGAUGAAGCCACUUUGAAGGCAAAGGGCAAGAUUAUGACCAAGGGCAAGGACUACGUUGUCGAGGAUGGUGAUGUUCUCCUCAUCAAGGCUGGUGCCGCUAAGGCAUAA
Molecule: messenger RNA, 1365 nt
Organism: Alternaria burnsii
Lineage: Eukaryota; Fungi; Ascomycota; Dothideomycetes; Pleosporales; Pleosporaceae
Product: gtp-binding protein
Exons: 3
Coding region: 1-1365 (454 amino acids)
Cellular component (GO): cytoplasm
Molecular function (GO): ATP hydrolysis activity; GTP binding; ATP binding
Source: RefSeq, a predicted model, not a curated record